AGAGCACAUUUGGGGGACCCAUUCGAGGUGAUAAGCUCUUGGCUGCCUAUUUCUUCCUCCUCCACCUGCAGAUCGGGGCUCCAGUAAGGGCAGGGACAUCAGCCACCUGCUUUCAUUUGGGGGACGAGCCAUGGAAGUCUUGGGGUUUUUCCAAAUGGAAGUGAAUGGUCUCAUGGUGACCGUGGCCCUAGCUGUGGUUCUCAUGGCCCUCCUGAAAUGGUACUCCACGUCAGCAUUCUCAGCACUGGAAAAGCUGGGCAUCAGACACCCCAAGCCUUCCCCUUUCAUCGGGAACUUGACCUUCUUCCGCCAGGGUUUUUGGAAUGGCCAACUAGAGCUCAGAAGACUAUAUGGACCUCUAUGUGGGUACUAUCUUGGUCGUCGGAUGCAUAUUGUUAUUUCUGACCCAGAUAUGAUCAAGCAGGUGUUGGUUGAGAACUUCAGUAACUUUACCAACAGAAUGACAUCGGGUUUGGAGCCCAAGCCAGUAGCCAACAGCAUUCUCUGCUUGCGUGACAAACGAUGGGAAGAAGUCAGAGGUGUCCUGACUUCUGUUUUCAGUCCUGAAAAGUUGAACGAGAUGAUGCCCCUCAUCAGCCAAGCCUGCGACCUUCUCCUGGCUCAUUUAAGAUGCUGUGCAGAAUCAGGGGAUGCCUGCAACAUCCAGAGGUGCUACUGUGCAUACACCACCAACGUGGUGGCCAGUGUUGCCUUCGGCACCCAGGUGGACUCUCACAAGUCUCCUGAGGACCCCUUCGCGCUGCACUGCAGGAACUUCUUUGCCUUCAGCAUCCCCAGUCCCCUCCUGGUCCUAAUCUUAUCUUUUCCAUCCAUAAUGGUCCCACUGGCCCGGAUUCUACCCAAUAAGAACCGAGAUGAACUGAAUGGCUUUUUUACCAAACUCAUUAGGAACAGGAUUGCCUUGCGGGACCAGCAAGCAGCAGAAGAGAGGCCAAGAGACUUCCUGCAGAUGGUGCUGGACGCCCGGUGUUCCACCAGCUCCGUGGGUGUGGACAGCUUCGACCUUGUCCAAGAAGCCCUCUCCUCUGCCGCACGCAUCUCGAACCCCUCUGCACCUUGCCAGCCCCGGCCCUUGUCCCAGCCACUGACUGUGGAUGAGAUUGUGGGCCAAGCCUUCCUGUUCCUCAUCGCCGGCCACGAGAUUGUCACCAACACGCUCUCCUUCGCCACCUACCUACUGGCCACCAACCCAGACUGCCAGGAGAGGCUGCUGAGAGAGGUGGACCUUUUCCAGGAGAGGCAGGAUCCCGCAAACCUCCCUGCAGCCAGCUGCCCUGCCACCCCACAAGGCCUCCUUGGGACACCAUCACCCCGACACCUGGAGGGACCCUGCCUGCCAUCACCCUCGGGCUGUCCUUCUGAGACACCUGUGUGGGGUGCACUGGGGGUGUCUCGGGCCGCAGGGCCACACACUCGCUGGGCACGUGACCGGGGCAGCAGACACCAAGACAAAAGAAACCCGAGGUUCGGUAAGAUCCGAGGCCAAAACAAAUCACCAUGGUUAGCAGGUGCUGCCGUCACAGUCCCUGGGCUGGGACGCGGCUGGAGACGGGCAGGAACGGCAGAGAAACACGCACCAAUAAAACGGCAAUGAAUGGUGGGCGGCGAGGGAGCUCGUUUCUGUGUUGUUCCAAAACCUUGUUUAAGUGCUUUUAUUGUUUCUGUGUGAGAGAACACAAAUGCUUCUGUGAAAAUUGCUUCAGCAGAAGCCUCAUCUUCUGUGGGAGAUCUUCAUACUCCUCUGCCCACCAUGGAGGUCCUGGCCUCCACGGUGCCCACAGUCCCCUCUGCCCCCAGAGCGUCCCCUGGGCUCCCUCUCCCCAGGGACUGUGCACCGCCCAUCUCCAUCCUGGCCAUGCAGCAGGCACAAGGCGACACCAGCCAGCAAGGAUGUCAGGGUAGAGGGGAAGCAGCUCAGCAGCAAGGGAACCCAGCAG
Messenger RNA from Fukomys damarensis (Damara mole-rat), 1958 nucleotides. RefSeq names its product thromboxane A synthase 1 (gene Tbxas1). The transcript has 10 exons. The record is from RefSeq and is a predicted model, not a curated record. Bases 131 to 1615 code for a protein of 494 amino acids. Lineage: Eukaryota; Metazoa; Chordata; Mammalia; Rodentia; Bathyergidae. Gene Ontology annotation, molecular function: oxidoreductase activity, acting on paired donors, with incorporation or reduction of molecular oxygen; heme binding; thromboxane-A synthase activity.